AUUACUCUCUAACACAAAAACUGCAAAGAAGACAUAGCAGCAGUGCCUAUUAGGGAAAGAGAAAGAGAUAUGAGAUAGAAUAGAACGAAGAAGAAGAAGAGGCUUAGGGUAAAAGGUGGGAGCAGAUGAUGGAAUAUGUCGGUCAUUUUUGGCUUUAUCUUCACCCUACAUCAACGUGGCGGCCGUGCCCAUACGACACACUAGCAGCCAACUAGAAGCAUAUACAAGAGAGAAAAGCUGAGGGAAUCAAUCCCAUAUUGGACAAGCUCUGUUUGAGGGGGUUUCGUUUUCUUGGGAUGGAAGGAGAGUACAGUUGUUCGUCGUCGUCUUCUUCAUCGACGACGACGAGCUUAGAGAAGCGCAAGAAGAGACAACACGAGCACGAUGAUCAUAAUAACCAGGAAAAGCCCUACAGAGGAAUAAGGAUGAGGAAGUGGGGCAAGUGGGUGGCCGAGAUUAGAGAGCCUAACAAGCGCACCAGGAUUUGGCUUGGUUCCUACACAACUCCUGUCGCCGCCGCCAGAGCCUACGACACCGCCGUUUUCUACCUCCGAGGACCUUCCGCGAGGCUCAACUUCCCGGAGUUGGUUUUCCAAGAAGGCCAGCUGCACGACAUGUCGUCCGCCUCCAUACGCAAGAAGGCCACCGAGGUUGGCACCAAAGUCGAUGCUCUCCAAACCGCUCUCCGGUCGCCGUCGUCGCAGUCGAAAGUCGGUUCUCAGGUUAAGCCUGAUUUGAACGAGUACCCGGACCCGGAAAACUCCGAUGACAACUGAUGAAACAGUUCCUAGGCACGAUGAUGAUGAGACUGAUCACCAAACUGUCUAUAAUAUUAUUCUCUUUUCGUCGUUCGUUUCUUAAUUAUUGGUUUCUUCUUCUAUAUAUUUCUAUAUAUCUCAGUUGAUCGAUGAUGAAUAUGUAGCUACCCUACUUGUGCAAUAAGUGAGAGACAGAUAGAUAUACAUAGAGGGUGAUAUUAUCAAAAGCUAGGGUUGAUUCUGUUUUGGAUUGGUGUAGGUUUUUCGAUCAUCAUGAAACUGUAACAGCUUGAAGAGCUAGCCAUAGUUAGUUAUUGGAUCAUGAAUGAGUUCAUUCCGAUUAAUCUUUUUAGUAUUGCUUUGUAUGGUUUUGGUGGAUGGAUCAUUCUUUCUCUGCUGUUGGUAUCGGUUCUGGACCCGAGUUUGAGCAAAAGAACAAAAGGGGAAAGGAACAGCGGUGGCCUACCUCACGGUAUUGGUUGCAGAUCAUUUCAAUUUGGUUUUGAUGAGUAAGUUAGCCAAACAAGAGCAAGUAGAUAAGGAGAUAAGGGAGGAAGGUAGAGGCAAGCAAAGAAGCGGGAACAACGAUGACGUGCUGCUUGUGGUGCGAAGUAUGAGGUUGCUAGGAAUCGAAGAAGAUGGUCCUCAAUCAGAGAGGUUAUGUCACUCUCACCAUUUUACAUAGUUUCAUGAUAGGACUCAUAGUAUUGGCCGGUAGUGAAAGCUUGGUCAUGGACGGUGGAGGCUUUUCUUUAAUAUAUUUUCCAUUUUAAUUAGUGCUUAAUUACUAUUAUAGUUUCUGUGUUAUGUAUGAACACUAUGAGGAAUAUGAGAGAGCUUAAGGCUUGGCCUGUGAUCUGUCUGGGGACCAAAACUGAGCUUUUAUUUUGUAUAAGGAUGUUGAUCGAUUCCUUUUCGUUCUUUCUCUUCUGUCUUUGUAAGCCAAAAUCUGCGGCUGCCUGGCUGCCCAACUGUCUUGUAGUAAUCACAUUUUUG
Molecule: messenger RNA, 1754 nt
Organism: Fragaria vesca subsp. vesca
Lineage: Eukaryota; Viridiplantae; Streptophyta; Magnoliopsida; Rosales; Rosaceae
Product: ethylene-responsive transcription factor RAP2-1-like
Exons: 2
Coding region: 297-776 (159 amino acids)
Biological process (GO): regulation of DNA-templated transcription
Molecular function (GO): DNA-binding transcription factor activity; DNA binding
Source: RefSeq, a predicted model, not a curated record